Molecule: messenger RNA, 361 nt
Organism: Notothenia coriiceps (black rockcod)
Lineage: Eukaryota; Metazoa; Chordata; Actinopteri; Perciformes; Nototheniidae
Gene: josd1
Product: Josephin domain containing 1
Exons: 5
Coding region: 1-339 (112 amino acids)
Biological process (GO): protein deubiquitination
Molecular function (GO): cysteine-type deubiquitinase activity
Source: RefSeq, a predicted model, not a curated record
AUGGAAAUUGGGCUUUCUCCCAGCACUCUGGUGACGCCGCACAAGAAGAGCAUGCUGGGAAACGGGAACUACGAUGUAAACGUCAUCAUGGCGGCGCUGCAGACCCGCGGGUUCGAGGCCGUUUGGUGGGAUAAAAGAAGGGAUGUGGGCAGCAUCGAGCUGUCCAACGUGACGGGCUUCAUCCUGAACGUCCCGUCCAACCUGCGCUGGGGUCCUCUGAUGCUGCCGCUCAAACGCCAGCACUGGAUGGGAGUCAGGGAGGUGGGGGGGGUCUACUACAACCUGGACUCCAAGCUGCGCAGCCCUCAGCCAAUCGGAGCGCCCGACCACCUCAGGUAGUUUCUCCGGCAUCAGCUGCAGG